AGACGGCGAGAAGAGUAGCAUGGGUCGUCCAAAAUACUUUACCCCUGCUGAAGUGUCCCUGCACAAUACCAUCAGCGACAACUGGGUUUCCUACAUGGGGAAGGUGUACAACCUAACUCCACUGCUGCAGGAGCACGCAGGUGAUGUCUUAUUGAAGCCCAUUAUAGAAUUUGCAGGAAAAGACAUCAGCCACUGGUUUGACCCCAAAACUAAGGACAUUCAAACUCACAUAGAUGCAAGGGCGGAGUGUAAAAAAUAUUGCACACCAAAUGGUCGAUUCUUCCACAUCCACCCUGCCAAUCCUCAUACAGACUGGGCAAAUGAUUUUGGGCAAUCAUGGUGGAAAGACAGCAAAUAUGAAGUGGGAGUAUUAUCUUCAAAAACCAGGGUUAUUCGCAUUAUAAACACGCUUACAUCUCAAGAGCAGAGCAUUGAGGUGUGUGCCGAGGAGAACAUGACAGAAAUACUGCAGAGGUACCUUAAAUACAAUGCUCAUGCUGCCAGUUACACCUGGAAGUACAUGGGCACCAACCUGGAUAUGAGUCAGACAUUGGAAGAAAAUGGUAUCUCAGAAGAAGCUGAAGAAUUCUAUGAGUUAAGAAUGGAUGCAGACCAGUAUACUCCAGCAAUCCACCUCUACUUCAAUGAUGAUCUCACAGAACUGUAAAAUGCACACUGCUCAAAAAACAGUAUAUAAGGAAUGCAUUUAUUUUAAUAGAUUCUGUGAUCCCUUCUGGCAGAAAGCUUUCCAUCUUUUUGAAGAUAAAUACAUCAAGAAAAAUCA
Molecule: messenger RNA, 784 nt
Organism: Protopterus annectens (West African lungfish)
Lineage: Eukaryota; Metazoa; Chordata; Ceratodontiformes; Protopteridae
Product: cytochrome b5 domain-containing protein 1
Exons: 4
Coding region: 20-667 (215 amino acids)
Source: RefSeq, a predicted model, not a curated record